Molecule: messenger RNA, 945 nt
Organism: Chanos chanos (milkfish)
Lineage: Eukaryota; Metazoa; Chordata; Actinopteri; Gonorynchiformes; Chanidae
Product: olfactory receptor 52E8-like
Exons: 1
Coding region: 7-945 (312 amino acids)
Biological process (GO): detection of chemical stimulus involved in sensory perception of smell; G protein-coupled receptor signaling pathway
Cellular component (GO): membrane
Molecular function (GO): G protein-coupled receptor activity; odorant binding; olfactory receptor activity
Source: RefSeq, a predicted model, not a curated record
GUUACAAUGGAAAAUCUAAGCAGCAUUUUAGUGUUCACUCUGUCUGGGUUCAAUGAAAUAACAGAAAUCCGAUACAUGUACUUAAGCAUAACCAUAUUAUGUUACGUGAUCAUAUUAUGGUGUAAUAUAACUAUUAUUUUCACUGUAAUAUUAAACAGAAGGCUGCAUGAGCCAAUGUACAUUUUCCUAUGUAGCCUGUGCAUUAAUGCCCUUUAUGGAACUGCAGGCUUCUAUCCCAAAUUCAUGUUUGACCUACUGUCUAAGUUUCAGGUGAUUUCAUAUGCAGGAUGUCUCUCACAAACAUUUGUUAUUUAUACCUCGGUUUUAUGUGACUUUUCAACUUUAACAAUUAUGGCUUAUGACAGGUAUGUAGCAAUAUGUAAGCCGUUAGAAUAUCAUUCAAAAAUAACAAAUCACACAGUUAUAAAAUGUAUUAUCUUUUCCUGGCUUGCCCCAUUUUUUUGUAUGGGUACACUAAUUACUUUAUCAGCAAGACUAACCUUGUGUGGAUCAGUUAUUGAAAAACUAUACUGUGAAAACUGGGCGGUUGUGAAGCUUUCUUGCUUUUCUGUAACAGUAAAUAAUGCAGCUGGAUAUUUUGUGAUAAUUAUUUAUUUCUGUCAUGCAUUAUUUAUUUUUUGUUCAUACAUUAGACUAAUUGAUGCAUGUCAGAAGUCAGCCGAAAGUAGAAGUAGGUUCAUGCAGACCUGUAUUCCACAUAUGGCUGUCUUGCUCAAUUUCACUGUUGCUUUGCUAUUUGAUGUGAUGUACAGCAGGUAUGGAUCAACAAAUUUUCCUCAAGGUUUGCGUAAUUUCCUGGCUUUGGAAUUUCUUAUCAUUCCGCCAAUUGUAAACCCCAUCAUUUAUGGACUUAAACUUAGCAAAGUACGCAAACAUAUCCUGAGGUUAUACUUGAGAAACAAUGUUUCAAGAGCUGGCUCUUAA